AUGGAGGAUGACUUCAACGCCAUACUUGAACACCUUACUGCCCAAGCAGACGAUUUAGUUGUCGUACCAAUUUUUGGUAUGUGCAGUAUAGGUGAGAAAAUCUACAAAGGAAAUGGACAAUGGCGAGGCCGUGGAGGUCGUGGAGGCCGUGGAAGAGGAACAAGUUAUACCAAUAAAUUGAACAAUGAAGAUAAGAGUCACCAGUCAUUGAGAGGUCGUGGUCGUGGUCAACGAGGAGGUAGAGGACGUGGAGCAUAUCAAGGUUCAAAUGAAAUGCGGUAUGAAAAAUCUAAAAUUGAUUGUUAUAACUGUCAUAAAAUUGGACAUUACUCUUGGGAAUGUCGUAGGAAUGUUGAAGAGACAGUUAAUCUUGUUGACAACAACAAAGACGAAGAUGAGUCAACGUUGUUAUUAGCACUCAAAGAAGAAAAUACAAAUGAUUGUAAUUUAUGGUAUCUUAACAAUGGAGCAAGCAAUCAUAUGUGUGGCCACAAAGAUAACUUUGUGGAGAUAACGAAGACGGUGAAAGGUAAUGUGUCUUUUGGAGAUACCUCAAAAAUCCAAAUUGAAGGGAUAGGUACGAUUUUGAUAUCUUGUAAAGAUGUGGCCAUAAAUUGA
This is a messenger RNA of Solanum tuberosum (potato), 618 nucleotides long. RefSeq lists its product as uncharacterized. Gene Ontology annotation, molecular function: zinc ion binding; nucleic acid binding. The record is from RefSeq and is a predicted model, not a curated record. The transcript is spliced from 2 exons. NCBI's taxonomy places the organism in Eukaryota, Viridiplantae, Streptophyta, Magnoliopsida, Solanales, Solanaceae. The coding region runs from base 1 to 618 and encodes 205 amino acids.